Molecule: messenger RNA, 819 nt
Organism: Orbilia oligospora ATCC 24927
Lineage: Eukaryota; Fungi; Ascomycota; Orbiliomycetes; Orbiliales; Orbiliaceae
Exons: 3
Coding region: 1-819 (272 amino acids)
Biological process (GO): peptidyl-lysine dimethylation
Molecular function (GO): protein-lysine N-methyltransferase activity
Source: RefSeq, a predicted model, not a curated record
AUGCUCACCAAUCGCAUAUCAGAAAUAUCAUCGGGGACAAGCCCGGAGUCCGAGGAUCUCGACAUCUUCGAAUCCUCUCUCACGACAAUCUUCAACGACGUGCGCAACCAACAUGGCGAACCAGGCCAUUAUGUGGCUUAUGCUUCUCCCAAACACGGUGAGAUCAAACUUGGCUUAGCAGAUAUAGAGAAGGAACAAACCAGCUUGUUUUCUCACCAUCUAUGGAACGCCGGUGUCGAAGUUGCGGGGAUGAUUGAAACUGGGGAACUCAAUGUCGAGGGUGAAACAGUACUCGAGCUUGGAGCUGGGGCUGCUCUACCCAGCUUGAUAUCAGCCAUCACCGGGGCAAAGACUAUUGUGGUUACGGAUUACCCAGCACCAGAAAUCCUCUCAAAUAUCACAGCAAAUAUUGCUUUCAACCAAUCCAAGUUCAUUUCUUCGGAUAUCCAAGUUUACGGCCAUACAUGGGGGGAGCUUGAUGAAGAAGUCGCUAAGAAGCACGCACAUUCAUUCACGAGGAUCAUCGCUGCGGAUACGUUAUGGAUGACCUGGGAGCACGAGAACCUAGUCAAGAGCAUGUUGCAUUUUUUGAACGAUGGGCCGACAUCCAGGGUGGUUGUUGUCGCAGGACUCCACACAGGACGGCAGAAGAUGGCAAAUUUCUGGGACGUCGCGGCGAAAAGUUUCGAUAUCGAUACCAUUAAAGAACGAGACAUCGAUGGCAUAGAAAGAGAAUACGAGGCCGAUCGAGGUAUAGAGGACGUUGUGGAGAGAAAGAGAUGGUUGAUCAUAGGGACCUUAAAGAAGAAGUCUUCUUAG